AUGCCUCCCAAGAAGCGAGAUAAAGACAGUGAAACUAAUAAAAACUCUAAAAUUGACCACUUGCAAGCUGACCAUGAAUUGUUUUUACAAGCAUUUGAAAAACCCACACAAAUAUACAGAUUUCUGCGGACCCGCAAUAUGCUUUCGCCAAUUUUUUUAAAUAGAACCCUGUCCUAUAUGAAGAGAAGGAUGUCUAGAAGUAAUAAAAGUCGUAUAGGCUUCAAAGUGGACACCUUAUUAGAAAAGGUUACUCUAAAAAAGAGUACAGAACUUCAGCCCAACAGCUUAGGAGGUUACAUGACUCUAACAUUCCUAGGAUUCUAUGACAAAAACCUUGACGACUCAAGAGACUACCAAGUUAAAGUGGAAACACUGCUCCUAAAAAUUUGUCAUAAAAAAAGAAAAGAAAGCUCUUCAGCUAUAGUUGAAGUUUCUGUUGGCAGUUGCUCAGUACCAUUGAAUCCUUCAACAUCUGAGCCUCCUGCCAUGGCAUCUGCAGUGAGCAUCUCCAGUGACACAUUUAGUCCCUCACAGGGGCCAAAUGUUAAAUCCUAUAUGCUCAUGCUGAGAGUUACUGUCACACGGGUAUCGGGGAACGGGACGAAUGGUGCAAGCACUAGUGAAAUAACGAAUGGUGAUAGUGAUGAGCCGGUAACAAAACGUCUCAAAUCAUCAUCAGACUUAAACUCUAAUGAUGCUAACAAGUGGACUAAAUUGUAUGGGAGUGAAUUAAUAGUGUACGACAAACAUAAUCGUUGUUUACUAACUAAUGGAGAGUACGACCUGGUACUCCACGAUGCGACUCCGGGCGGAAGGAGCGCUACCAUAGCCAAGUCCCCUCACAAAGCCUUAAUGGCUCAGUGGGAAACUAUACCUAGCGAACACGACAUCCCAGGAGAGGCCAAUCCUUUCGACAUAUUCAAAGUGCGACCCCUUCUCAAAUUGAAGCUAAGCUGGAGUCAGGAGCCCACCAACGGUCUUGUGAACAGACCUAAGCUUUACCAACAGACUAGUGAAAAUGGACACAAAAAAGAAUCAAGCAAAGAUAGACAAUCUACUUCCAAAUCUAGUACUAAUAAUAGUGAUCCCAAAAAUGGUGAAAAACAGAAAUCAGAACAAACCGAUGGUGAAGCUAAACGUCAACAAAUAAUCUAUCAGUUUCUGUACAACAACAACUCGCGUCAACAAACAGAGGCGUGCGAUGACUUACACUGCCCGUGGUGCUCCCUGGACUGUGGUACCUUAUAUUCUCUGCUCAAACACCUCAAGCUUUGUCACUCCAGAUUUAAUUUCACAUAUUUUCCAAUACCCGGCGGUGCUCGUAUCGACGUGUCUAUAAACGAGCUGUACGACGGCUCUUACACGGGCUCACCGCACGAUCUGAUCGCUGCUCAAGGUCGGGGCGCCGGUGGGCCCACAGGCAGUUCCUCGGGUCCCAGAGCUGGUCCCACGAGACGUACUUCACUCACACAUGUGCUCGUCUGGAGAGCUCGACCCAGACGUCGCCCGCACAGACACAGUCUUGCAGAAUUUUUGGAGCUUGAUGAUGCUGAGUUAAUUGAUGCACAGAGACCGUACCUUACAGGACACAACAGAUUGUAUCACCACACCAUCACAUGCCUACCUGUAUACCCCAACGAGCUAGACAUCGACUCCGAGAGCGAAACUGACCCUCUAUGGCUGCAGCAGAAAACUAUGAUGAUGAUCGACGAGUUCACGGAUGUCAACGAGGGCGAAAAGGAACUCAUGAAGAUGUGGAAUCUGCACGUCAUGAAGUACAAUUAUGUCGGCGACUGCCAGAUUCCUCUCGCCUGCCAAAUGUUCCUUCAAAUGCGCGGCAAAGAACUCCUCGAGAAGAAUCUGUACAGAAACUUCGUACUACACAUGGCUUCUCUCCACGACUUCGGACUACUCAGCCCCAUCGCGUUAUAUCAGACCGUACAAAUGCUCAACCAAAUGUUGGCGGACAACGCCGAAGCCAAAGAAAAGAUGCGCGAAUCUCUGAGAGCUCAGCGCGAGCACUGGAACGCUGUGGGCAAGUACCAGCAGCCCGUCGUCAUCGAGCAGAAGCCGCAGCCCUCCAGCGCUAAGCUCAACAGCGUCGAGGCCUCGCCUUCCGUGCGCCGGAAAACGUCCAACAUGCACGCCAACAGGCUCACCAGCCGCAAGCGCUCGCGCUCGCGCUCCCGCAGCCGGAAGAGCUCCGUAUAG
Messenger RNA from Arctia plantaginis, 2211 nucleotides. NCBI's taxonomy places the organism in Eukaryota, Metazoa, Arthropoda, Insecta, Lepidoptera, Erebidae. The record is from the annotation of a GenBank genome assembly.